Messenger RNA from Clarias gariepinus (North African catfish), 1934 nucleotides. It is a transcript of the gene egfl6, whose product is annotated as EGF-like-domain, multiple 6. The record is from RefSeq and is a predicted model, not a curated record. Gene Ontology annotation, molecular function: calcium ion binding. Gene Ontology annotation, cellular component: membrane. NCBI's taxonomy places the organism in Eukaryota, Metazoa, Chordata, Actinopteri, Siluriformes, Clariidae. The transcript has 13 exons. The coding region runs from base 136 to 1749 and encodes 537 amino acids.
AGAGAGAGAGAGAGAGAGAGAGAGAGUCCCAGUACAAGUCUGGAGACGUUUGUCUAAGACUCUGUAUUCCACAAAGAACAGAAAGAGACAGAGACGGAGACGGAGAGGGAGAGGGAGAGAUUCUGUAUCUCAGUCAUGAAGUCCUGCACGUGGAUCGGCUCUCUGACGUUCCUGCUGUACGUUUGUCCUUCAUACGCGUCACACAGGCAAAGCAGACAAGUAACUGUCGGAAAUCUACAAGGAGUGUGUCGCUAUGGUAACCGGCUGGAGUGCUGCUACGGGUGGAAGAAAAAUACAAAAGGCCAGUGUGAAGCCCAGUGUGAGUUCGGGUGUAGGCACGGAGAGUGUGUCGGCCCGAACAAGUGCAAGUGUUUUCCGGGAUACACGGGCAAGACAUGUAGUCAAGAUUUAAACGAAUGUGGGUUGAAGCCUCGGCCCUGCGAGCAUCGCUGCAUGAACACCUUCGGGAGCUACAUGUGCUACUGCCUCAACGGCUACAUGCUAAUGCCUGAUGGGUCCUGUGCAAACUCGAGGACGUGCGUCAUGGCUCACUGUCAGUACGGCUGUGAGGAGGUCCAGGGGGAAAUCCGCUGCCUCUGUCCCUCAACUGGUUUACAGCUCAGCUCAGAUGGAAAGACAUGCGUUGAUAUUGAUGAAUGUGUAACAGGAAAGCACCAGUGUCCCUACAACCGCGAGUGCGCCAACACCUUCGGGAGCUACUACUGCAAGUGCCAAGUGGGUUACGAUCUAAAGUACAUCAAUGGAAAAUACGACUGCAUAGAUAUGAAUGAGUGCCUCGCCAACACUCACAAAUGUAGCCGUUAUGCAGAGUGUAUAAACACUGAGGGAUCGUACAAGUGCAAAUGCAAGCAGGGCUUCCGUGGCACGGGGUUCGAGUGUUCAGCAAAGCCCUUUUACUCCAGCAGCUCAUGGGACGCUGAGAGAGGCAGCGCAGACCGGUUUCUCAACGCGAUCCCAGAAUUCCCAUCAAAGCCGCGCAUCCUUGGCGGGAAAUUUGAUAACGCUAUCCCGGAGCCUGGAGCCACCGAAUCCUCCAGACUGCACCUACAACCAUUCGAUUACGAUGGAGACGUUUACAUCGGGACAGGACAGGAAGUGACGCCGCUAAUGACGAGAGAGGAAAAGGAGGAAGAGGAGGAGGACGAAGGUAACGGAGUGGACAGUGAGAGACUGAACACCAGGGGAGAUGUGUUCUAUCCUGACGAGGUCUACAGCCGAGGAACAGAGUUUAAGGAGAUCCACGCAGCUCCUCUACAGGAACGAUUCCUCACAGACUGUAACUUCGACUCGGGGGAGUGUGAGUGGGUUCAAGAUCAGGACGACGAUCUGGACUGGAGCGUCCGCUACCACGAAGACGGGCUGCAGUACUACAUGGCGCUCAGUGGGAGCGCGGGUCAGUGGAGGGCGCAGGCCAGGCUGAAGCUCCUCCUCGCCGAAGCCGUUCGUCAGGGCCCCUUCUGUCUGAGGUUCAGCCACAGGGCGGCGCUGUCGGGCGCGCUACGCGUGAUAGCGGAUGGUGGACAAGCCCAGAGCGUCCUGUGGGAGCAGAGACACGGCCUGGACGACGGUUGGCACACGGAGAACGUAGACGUGGACUGGAGCGACAAAGCUCCUGAGGCGAUCGUGUUUGAGGGAUCGCGGGGAAGACUGGCACGCGGAGAACUCGGGCUGGACAACGUGCUGCUGAUCUCAGGGAGAUGCCAUGAGGCUGAAGACCAGCUGUUUUAGAGAAACGUUCUUCAGCAAACAGAGUCUUGAAGAUUAAAUAUUUUUACUUCUUAAACAAAAGGCUGAUGGAAGUAACAAAUAUUAGCAACUAAAUAUUUUUAUAUAUAAUAAAGACGAAGGUGAUGGAGAUGUGAUUCCUGCAUCAACAACGUGAGAAAGCUGUGAGAGGUUCAGUGCCACUUCUG